Messenger RNA from Canariomyces notabilis, 453 nucleotides. RefSeq lists its product as uncharacterized. Bases 1 to 453 code for a protein of 150 amino acids. The transcript is spliced from 2 exons. The record is from RefSeq and is a predicted model, not a curated record. Lineage: Eukaryota; Fungi; Ascomycota; Sordariomycetes; Sordariales; Chaetomiaceae.
AUGAAUUACAUUAUUGCACUCGCAUCGGCUCUCAGCCUGCUCACCACCGCACUGGCCGUCCCCCUCUCGGAACGCCAGGGUGCCCAGACGGUGCACCUCACCUUCCACUGCGGGCCAGCCGAGUACUCGAUGGCCUUCCCCGCCGACGGGACCGUCUACUCGACAAACGAAACGGACAUGGCCGUCAACAUCAUCGACGCACCAGACUACAACGCCUAUGGGCAGUGCCAGUUCAUGACGGCCGGCCAGGCCACGCUUGCCAGCGGCUUCUCGUCUACGGGCGUCAACCAGAUCCACAUCGGCCCGCCCCAGCCCGUGCUGGGCGUCAGCUGCCAGGGCAUGUGCGUGCCCACGUACGGCGAGUGCUUCCGCAAUGGUCAAUAUGUCGGACCCUGCUGCAACGGGUUCUGCGCGGCCAACCGCUGCCGGCCGUGGGUCAACCCUUCCGUCUAA